Messenger RNA from Soboliphyme baturini, 681 nucleotides. Lineage: Eukaryota; Metazoa; Nematoda; Enoplea; Dioctophymatida; Soboliphymatidae. The record is from the annotation of a GenBank genome assembly.
AUGUUCUCGCGAGCACUGGCGAUAGUCAUCGCCCUGUUGUUUCAACAUGGCUUUUGUGAACCAAACGGGCGAAUGGACAGUACAGCCGUUAAGCCGAACAGAGUUGGUGUGGGCUCCUCUAUCGGGGGGUUGGACGAUGGGCGUGCAACGGUCAGCAAGGAAGAUGCGCUGCUGCCAUCGGGCAGUUUUCUUAGCUCAACAAUGCGUCCGGUGACAACGGACACUCCUCUUCGAAGGCAGAACUCCAAAUGUGCCUGGAAUUGGGAGCAAAUAUUGCGAAGAUUACGGCUUCUUCAAAUAACACCGACGUCUGUCUCGAAAUCUCUUGGUGAGUCAACGCAGCUGUCGGGCAACGCCUCGCGAAACACGACAGCGGAUGGGCGAAAGCGAAACAGUUCGGUCGACAUUGGAGGAUUCAACCUGAGUGCCAUUAAGGUUAAACUUAGUAGCAUUCCGAUGAAGGAUAUGAUUCCUUUCGAAAGCUCGCUGAUCAGUACCAUCAUGAUGACGAUAUUCAUAUUCUUGUUCGCGUGGUCACUUAGCGUGUUCUGUGGGAAGGAUCGACCGGUCGAGUCGGAUCUUCGAGCGGAAUACAGGUGUCAUUCCGAUGAGAAUAACUGUUUGCUGUUUCAGGGCCUGACCGAACCGAGAGAUGAUCGUAAAUUAUUGAACAUCACAUGA